Messenger RNA from Trichomonas vaginalis G3, 486 nucleotides. RefSeq names its product nerve growth factor signaling pathway. The transcript has a single exon. The record is from RefSeq and is a predicted model, not a curated record. Gene Ontology annotation, molecular function: protein binding. The coding region runs from base 1 to 486 and encodes 161 amino acids. NCBI's taxonomy places the organism in Eukaryota, Parabasalia, Trichomonadida, Trichomonadidae.
AUGAAUUUUGAAUACGUUGCUGCUCAUAUCAGCAAUUAUAUCAAUAACGAAAAUUUCCUUUAUGCAUUUAAUAUGAGAGAUAUCAAAACAAUCAUGAAAUAUUCAUAUCUGGCAAGUGAUCAAUACUUUUCUCUUCUCAAACAAUCUUCAUCAACUAUCAAUGCCAAAGAAUUAUAUAUCUGUACACGAAGGAAAAAGAUCGAAAGCGAAAAAGGAAUUCUCAGUCUUGUUAAAUCACUCAUCGAAUGUUAUGGUGAUAAAGAUGUAAAGACUAAUUAUGGAAAAACUCCAUUCAUUCUUGCAUCAUGUUAUGGAUAUCUUGACAUCGUUCAAUAUCUUAUUGCAGUUGGAGCUGAUAAAGAAGCAAAGACUAGUUCAGGAAAAAUUGCACUGAUGCUUGCAAAAGAUAUUGUGAGAGAUUACUUAAUGAACGAGCCCGAAUCAUCUAGUUUAAUAAUUCUAAUCCUGAUAAACCUACAUAUUUGA